CCCACUUUCCUUGUGGAACUGUCCAGAGUGCUGGCAAAUCCAGGAAACAGUCAGGUUGCCAGAGUCGCAGCUGGUCUACAAAUCAAGAACUCUUUGACAUCUAAAGAUCCAGAUAUCAAGGCACAAUAUCAGCAGAGGUGGCUUGCAAUUGAUGCUAAUGCUCGGCGGGAAGUCAAGAAUUAUGUUUUGCAGACUUUGGGCACAGAAACUUACCGGCCUAGUUCUGCCUCACAAUGUGUGGCUGGUAUUGCUUGUGCAGAGAUCCCAGUGAACCAGUGGCCAGAACUCAUUCCUCAGCUGGUGGCCAAUGUUACAAACCCCAACAGCACAGAGCACAUGAAAGAGUCGACAUUGGAAGCUAUCGGUUACAUUUGCCAAGAUAUAGACCCAGAGCAGCUACAGGAUAAAUCCAAUGAGAUUCUGACUGCCAUAAUCCAGGGCAUGAGGAAAGAAGAGCCCAGUAACAAUGUGAAGCUGGCGGCUACAAAUGCACUCCUGAACUCCCUGGAGUUCACCAAAGCGAACUUUGACAAAGAGUCCGAAAGGCACUUUAUUAUGCAGGUGGUCUGUGAAGCCACACAGUGUCCGGAUACAAGGGUACGAGUGGCUGCCUUACAGAAUCUGGUAAAGAUAAUGUCCUUGUAUUAUCAGUACAUGGAGACGUAUAUGGGUCCCGCUCUUUUUGCUAUCACAAUUGAAGCAAUGAAAAGUGACAUUGAUGAGGUGGCCCUACAAGGGAUAGAAUUCUGGUCCAAUGUGUGUGAUGAGGAAAUGGACUUGGCCAUUGAGGCUUCCGAGGCAGCAGAACAAGGACGACCCCCUGAGCACACCAGCAAGUUUUAUGCCAAGGGAGCACUACAGUACCUGGUUCCAAUCCUCACGCAGACACUAACUAAACAGGACGAGAAUGAUGACGAUGAUGACUGGAACCCCUGCAAAGCGGCAGGCGUGUGCCUCAUGCUCCUGGCCACCUGCUGUGAAGAUGACAUCGUCCCACAUGUCCUCCCCUUCAUUAAAGAACACAUCAAGAACCCUGAUUGGCGGUACCGGGAUGCGGCAGUAAUGGCUUUUGGCUGUAUCUUGGAAGGACCAGAGCCCAAUCAGCUCAAACCACUAGUUAUCCAGGCUAUGCCCACCCUAAUAGAAUUAAUGAAAGACCCCAGUGUAGUUGUUCGAGAUACAACUGCAUGGACUGUGGGCCGAAUUUGUGAACUGCUCCCUGAAGCUGCCAUCAAUGAUGUCUACUUGACUCCCCUGCUGCAGUGUCUGAUUGAGGGCCUCAGUGCUGAACCCAGAGUGGCUUCAAAUGUGUGCUGGGCUUUCUCCAGUCUGGCUGAAGCUGCUUAUGAAGCUGCAGACGUGGCUGAUGAUCAGGAAGAACCAGCAACCUACUGCUUAUCUUCUUCUUUUGAACUCAUAGUUCAGAAGCUCCUGGAGACCACAGACAGACCUGAUGGACACCAGAACAAUCUGAGGAGUUCUGCUUAUGAAUCUCUGAUGGAAAUUGUGAAAAAUAGUGCCAAGGAUUGUUACCCUGCGGUUCAAAAAACUACUCUGGUUAUCAUGGAACGACUGCAGCAGGUGCUGCAGAUGGAGUCACAUAUCCAGAGCACGUCUGACAGGAUCCAGUUCAAUGACCUUCAGUCUUUGCUCUGCGCAACUCUUCAGAAUGUUCUCCGAAAAGUGCAACAUCAAGAUGCUUUGCAGAUCUCUGAUGUGGUCAUGGCCUCCCUGUUAAGGAUGUUCCAAAGCACAGCUGGGUCUGGAGGAGUGCAAGAGGAUGCUCUAAUGGCAGUUAGCACACUGGUGGAAGUGUUGGGUGGUGAAUUCCUAAAGUACAUGGAGGCCUUUAAACCCUUCCUGGGCAUUGGAUUGAAAAAUUAUGCUGAGUACCAGGUUUGUUUGGCAGCUGUGGGCUUAGUGGGAGACUUAUGCCGAGCUCUGCAGUCCAACAUCUUACCUUUCUGCGAUGAGGUGAUGCAGCUCCUGCUGGAGAACCUGGGGAAUGAAAACGUCCACAGGUCUGUGAAGCCACAGAUUCUGUCCGUGUUUGGUGAUAUUGCCCUUGCUAUUGGUGGAGAGUUUAAAAAAUAUCUAGAGGUUGUCUUGAAUACUCUUCAGCAGGCCUCCCAAGCCCAGGUGGACAAGUCAGACUAUGACAUGGUGGAUUAUCUGAAUGAGCUAAGAGAAGGCUGCUUGGAGGCCUAUACCGGAAUUGUCCAGGGAUUGAAGGGAGACCAGGAGAACGUGCACCCGGAUGUCAUGCUGGUACAGCCCAGAGUAGAAUUUAUUCUGUCUUUCAUUGACCACAUUGCUGGAGAUGAGGAUCAUACAGACGGAGUAGUAGCUUGUGCUGCUGGACUGAUAGGGGACUUGUGUACAGCAUUUGGGAAGGAUGUACUGAAAUUAGUAGAAGCUAGGCCAAUGAUCCAUGAACUGUUAACGGAAGGACGGAGAUCGAAGACUAACAAGGCAAAAACCCUUGCUACAUGGGCAACAAAAGAACUGAGGAAACUGAAGAACCAAGCUUGAUCUGUUACCAUUGGGAUGAUAACCUGAGACCCCCACUGGAAAUCUCCAAUCUUUUGAAAAACCCGGAAGUGAGGAGUGUGCACGGAUGCUGAAUGUUUGGGAAUGAGAGGAUGAGUGAGUGAGGCUUGAAAACACACCACAUUGAAAAUCCUGCCACAGCAGCAGCCGCAGCCGCCAACAGCAGCGCUGUUAGUGAGCUAAGUAAGCACUGACUUCGUAGAAAACCAUAACGUCGGCCAUCUUGGAAAAGAGAAAAACGAUGGAUUUACUUGCUUAGGAAAAAAAAGAAAAAGAAAGUUAUCUCUUCCCAGGAGAGGCUAGAACUAGCUUUUCUGUCUUUUGGCCGGUGCCGAGUGGAGUGACUGGUUGGGAGAAGAGGGGGGACUGGGUUCAGCUGUGGUGCUUUGUUGUAAAAGGCAGCCUGGCCUUUGCUACUGAUAAGAAAGAUGGAGCCUGGGUCUCAAGCCCGCCUUUGGUGUACCUUUGCCACACGGUACUGUUCGCGUGCCGGCUAAAAGGAGGGUGAGGAUCCUUUACAGUCUGAGAAUGAGUGUGUGUGAGUGAGGCGGUAUCCACAUUCUCAACUUCAAGUCAUUGCAGUUUCUUUUUCCCAGAAAAAAAGGGGUUAGAUGUUGCAUUUCAUAAAACUAACCGAAGUUCUGUCUACUGAUGCAGCACAAGAGAUGUGUUUAAAAAAAAAAAAAAAAAAAGGAAAGACGCUCAUUAGGUUUUGUUUUUUGUUUUGUUUUCUUUCUUUCUUUUUUUUUGUUUUGUUUUGUUUUUAAUUAUCUUCUAGGGAAAACACUGACGAAUGGUCAGAGCUCCCGUAUCCUGAUCUUUUCAUCAAGGCGCCUUUCCUAAUAAUAUGGUUCAACUGUGAAUGUAGAAGUGGGGGGGAGGGGGGGAGAAAAAGAAAACUCUGGAGUUAGAGGAUCUAGAACAAAUUAAAAUACAGUUGUUACAAGUAAAGAAUGCAAACUUCAAAACAAAAGAAAGCCACAACCCAAACAAACCAAAAUUUAGAUGCUCAGAAUUGGCAGCACCAAAAGAGAAGUUCUCUCCUGACAUGUAUCGUGGUAGUCUGAACACCCCCAGAAAAUUGUGCCAAAGAGUUUAGAAAACAAAUAUACAAUAAAAGUACGCACGCACGUACAUGCACACACACAGCAAACUUCAGGUAACUAUUUUGGAUUGCAAACGAGGAUAAAUUUAAUGUUCAAACAAUCUGAUAAAAUAACCAUUUGGAAACUGCUUGGGCUUCUGUUCUCUUUUAUUUGAUUGACUACAAUGCGAUAUUGGUCUCUUGCUGCACUUCAAAACCAACUAACCAACAAAAAAAACAAAAGUAUAUAUAUACUAGAACUCUUGUGAUGAAAAUGGCACUUGGAAAAGGUUUUAUUUUUCCACUGAAGGUGAAGAUUAAUAAAAUGGUGUCACACAUUCCCCUGGUCACACAAACUAAUAUUUUUUUUAGAAGUGUGAUGUGCUAUGAGAACCACAAAUCAGACUAAGUUAUUUUCCCUUUUACUAGGGAACAGGGCACCCUGAAUUUUGGUUUUAGAAUCUUUCAGCAAUAAGGAGGGAUGUCGGUGAGCUUUGAUCCCCUUUUGGUUUUGCAGUUAUUAGGAGUUUUUGCAGGCAUUUUGAAUAUGCUGCUUUCAGAAACCCCAAGGAAGAUUUUUAAUUGCUUCCUGGUAUUUGGAGGAUUCAAACACAAGACCUUAAAUUCCCACUUCCAUUUCCAUUCUAGCAAAAAAUGUGGGCUUACGUUUUUCUCUUUGCCAUUUUCCCUUUGCUGUCCAAGCCUUCCAUUCAUCAGUGGGAUUGGCUCAGUUUUGCUCAUCCAUAUGGCAGCAUCUCUAAUAGCUCUUGUACAGGGUAUCAGAUAUUGUGCCUUUUGGUGCCAGGUUCAAAGUCAAGUGCCGAUCUAUGAACCAGUGUACAAAAAAAAACAAAACA
This is a messenger RNA of Ailuropoda melanoleuca (giant panda), 4491 nucleotides long. RefSeq names its product karyopherin subunit beta 1 (gene KPNB1). NCBI's taxonomy places the organism in Eukaryota, Metazoa, Chordata, Mammalia, Carnivora, Ursidae. Gene Ontology annotation, molecular function: protein binding. The record is from RefSeq and is a predicted model, not a curated record. The transcript has 20 exons. Gene Ontology annotation, biological process: protein import into nucleus. The coding region runs from base 337 to 2532 and encodes 731 amino acids.